GCGCCCCAGGCGUCUCCGCCUCGCGCCGCUCGCGCCGCCGCGGCAAAGCUGCGGCGCGACGCGUCGCCACGGUGGACUCGCCGCCCACGGACGAGGGCGUGAUGGGCUUCGGAGGAGGAGGCCCCACCGGUGGCGGCUUCACCGCGGCCAACACUGCGGCCCGCCGGGUGGAGCUCACCGAGGAGAAGCGCGCCGGCCGGCCGCGCAUCAAGGUCGUCUACGUCGUGCUGGAGUCGCAGUACCAGGCCUCGAUGACGGCGGCCGUGCGGCAGAUCAACAAGAGCAGCAAGGUCGUCUGCGCGGAGUGCGUGGGGUACCUGCUGGAGGAGCUCCGCGACGAGAGCAUCCAGGAGGAGCUGCGGAAGGACCUGGAGGACGCCAACAUCUUCAUUUGCUCCCUCAUCUUCGUGCAGGAGCUCGCGGAGAAGCUCGCUGCCAUCGUGGAGCCUCGCCGAGAUUCCCUGGACGCGUGCUUGUGCUUCCCGUCGAUGCCCGAGAUCAUGAAGCUCAACAAACUGGGAACGUUCGACCUUCAGCUGCUCUCUGGCGGCCCGCUCGGCAACUUCGCGCAGCAGGUCAAGGACCUGCGGAAGCAGAGCCUCGGGGACAAGAAGCCCAAGGCAUCCGGUGGCGCCUUCCAGGAUAGCCUCCUGAAGCUUGUGCGCACGCUUCCGAAGGUGCUCAAGUUCCUUCCUGGCGACCAGGCCAACGACGCGCGCACCUUUGUUUUGUCGCUGCAGCACUGGCUGGGCGGCACGCCAGAGAAUCUUGAGGCGAUGCUGAUGCGCGUUGCAGGCAAUUACUGCCCAUCCAUCGAGAGCGGCACCAUCGAGGUGGACCAGAUCAUGGACCCCGUGGUGUUGCCAGACCAGGGCAUCUGGCACCCGCUGGCGCCACAGAUCUUCGACACCAUGGCGGACUACAAGGAGUGGUACGACGGCCACUGCCAGCUGGCCGACCUGCCGAAGGACGCGCCGUUUGUCGGGGUGAUCCUCCAGAAGUCGCACAUCGCCACCAGGGACGACGGCCACUACGUCGCCCUCGUGCAGGAGCUGGAGCGCCGGGGCGCGAGGGUGGCCUGCGUGUACACCGGGGGGCUGGACUUCUCGAAGCCGCUGCAGGAGUACCUCUCCGAUCCCUACACGGGCGAGGGCGCCGUGGACACCAUCGUGAAUUUGACGGGGUUCAGCCUCGUGGGUGGCCCCGCAUCCCAGGACGCCGAGAAGGCCAAGGCUGUCUUGACGAAGAUCAACCGCCCCUAUCUGGUG
This is a messenger RNA of Prorocentrum cordatum, 1268 nucleotides long. The record is from the annotation of a GenBank genome assembly. Lineage: Eukaryota; Dinophyceae; Prorocentrales; Prorocentraceae.